This is a messenger RNA of Botrytis cinerea B05.10, 2437 nucleotides long. RefSeq lists its product as hypothetical. The record is from RefSeq and is a predicted model, not a curated record. The transcript has 2 exons. Gene Ontology annotation, biological process: nuclear-transcribed mRNA catabolic process, nonsense-mediated decay; positive regulation of translation. NCBI's taxonomy places the organism in Eukaryota, Fungi, Ascomycota, Leotiomycetes, Helotiales, Sclerotiniaceae. Gene Ontology annotation, cellular component: nucleolus; cytoplasm. Gene Ontology annotation, molecular function: mRNA binding. Bases 191 to 2065 code for a protein of 624 amino acids.
GGAUGAUUUCUCCACCAGAUGGCCGUCACAGUUCUUAAUAUCAAUGUGCUUCUUAUGAAUCUGCGAGCGCGCACAUAAUAAGGAACGUGAAUAUCAAUUGUUCGGUUCCACAGGCCCCAGAUCAUUUGGCGCAAUAAUCUGGCAGAAAGUCAACCUCAAAGUUUAAUCCGUUAUACAACUACCAAUCAGAAUGGCUACCACCGCAGGAUCUCGCAAUAAUACCAAUGGAGUUCUUUCUGUCACAACUACCCAGACAUCAGGAAAUGCCUCUAAGCAAGCUGCUAGCAAGCCAGCAGGUUCCAAAAUGAAACUUAUUGUUCGUCGACUAGCUCCCGGAUUGACGGAGGCGGAAUUCUGCUCAUCACUUGGGGACGAAUGGAAGGUAGGGCAAGGGAAGGUCGAUUGGUUUCAAUACAAACCAGGAAAGGAUUCUAAAGACCCCUCCAAACCAUCUCGUCCUUCUCGAGCGUAUCUCCACUUGACCAAUAGUGACCAUCUUUUGCCAUUUUCCGACGUCGUGCGCAAAUCCAGUUUUGAAGAUGCAAAAAAUACAUACACAAAUUCUUGCCUUAUUGGACCACCCACUGUCGAAUUUGCACCAUACAGCAGAGUCCCCGCAGGUCUCAAACGUCGUACAGAUGCCCGCGCUGGAACAAUCGAUCAAGACCCAGAGUUCAUGGCAUUUCUAGAAGGUUUGGCUAAUCCAGUCACUACGAAAGAAGUUGGCGCAGAGGGCGAAGAUGCCCCAACAGGAAAGGCCGAGAAGGUCACAAUAACUCCCUUGGUUCAAUUCUUAAAAGACAAGAAGGCCAAUAAGACGAAGGAAUCAGCAGCCAAAGCAGCGAAGAAGCAGGAAACUUCAAAGUCCAAGACGAGUGAAGGAUCGAAUUCUACAGGUGAUGGCAAGAAGUCUAAUAAGGAUUCCAAAUCCGACAAAGUUGGGGCCACACAAGAAGCUGUCAAGAUUUUGAAUAGGGAAGUUGGCAAGAGAACAGCUGCGUCAGCCUCAUCGGCAGCCUCCGCCUCUGCUUCAUCUAGCACUGAAAAGAAUGUACCUAAGCUUGAUACUUCUAAAAUUCCUGCAAAUGAAAGACAAGCCGUUGUCGCUGCUCAUGUUCGUAUGCUUCGACGUGAUCUCGGACUCAAUCCCUCACAGGCGCAUCGUCGCAUCAAACGCGAUACAGCUAGUGCAGUAAAGGCGGAGUCUACCGAAAAGCCCACGGUAACUUCAAACAAUACCGCAUCUUCUCCAGCAACUCCUACAACGCCCACAGGUCCAAAAGCUCCUCCCGCUCAGCCUAGUGCUCAAUCAGGUAGCCGAAGAUCUAGGAGAGGAAAUCAAAAUCAUAACACCGAAUCAUCUACGAAUAAGCCGUCGAAUACCACUACUUCCGCCCCAACCACACCCAUGGUCUUGCUUAGAAAGCCCGAUAAUCAAAGACCCCAACAACGACCAAGUACCGCCAGUUCUCAGCCUUCAUCUACUCCCCAAGUUCAAGCAAAACCAACUGCAAAAGUUACUCCAUCUGCUUCAGGUACGGCACCACCUCAACAAUCUACUUCAAACCGAGGGUCAAAAACUCAGGUGGAUGCUUCAUCCAAAAUAUCCCGACAAGCUUUCAUCAAACAUGCCAAUCCGUCUCAGGGUGUAACCGAACCAUUGCUAAAAGAAGCAUUAGAGAGGUUUGGCAAAGUCUCCAUGGUUGAGAUAGACAAAAAGAAAGGCUUUGCAUAUGCCGACUUUGAAGAUGCAGAAGGUUUGAAGAAGGCAAUGGCUGCGAAUCCAGUUUCCGUGGCUCAAGGCACUGUCCAUGUUAUGCCACGAAAGGGAAAUACUGGAAAUCCAGUACCACGUGCUGGUCCGGCUCCUAGAGCUCCUGCUCCUGCACCUGCUAAUCCCGCUUCUCGUGGUGGCAGAGGUGGAACUAUGGGAAGAAGGGGUGGUAGAAACGGAGGUGGAAGAACUCGCGUGGAUAUUCCAGCCGCAGACUCUUCGAAAUCUUCUCCAGCCGCGGAUUCUUCAAAGUCUACUCCAGUCACGCCUGCAGGACCAGCUCCCAAGUGAAGCUUUCAUUAUUCAGAACGAUGGUUCAAUGAAUUCUCGAAAUUUUCUAGCGAUGCUUCGCCAAUCUAUUGAAAACAUGAGCCAUUAUCGGGUAUACGAGACUUCAAUGCGUCAUUGGGAGUACCCAUCAAAGUGUCUCGAAGGCUACAAAAGCCCAAGAAUAACAUACAAAGCAGCACCUGAGUUUAUUCUCAGCUUGCCAAAUUUUGGUCUGAAGCUCAUAGUGAUGUGAUUAUGUAUAGAAGAAGCAUAGGUUACGAGCAUGCGCGCAAGGCCAUAGAUGACGGUGAGAGGGGGGGAGGGUGGAGAGCUAGGAAGUAUUGGUUCUUAGGGGUAGGAGGUUUUGACCUGAAUACAAUUACACGGCUUCCA